AUGGACAACAUUGGGCAGCACUUCCUCGAACGUGCGAUAGAAUUGGUCAAAACUGGUUACAAGUUUGUAUUUGUGCUAGAUAACAUCGACUGGGAGGAGAAAGUACACAAUGUUAGAUCAGACAAUCAGAACAAGAGUGUGCACACAGUUGCUACAAGCAUUGUUUUUGAUCGUGUCCCCAUUGACAAUUUGCCUGAUGAUGGUCCACAGAGAGACUUAAAAACAUGCAAUGUUCGUGACAUAAUUUCAAUUAGUAAUGCAGAAUUGGAUGUGAUAAGAAGUCGAUGCAGGAUUCUUUUGGCAAGACUUCUCUUUGAACAACUACCAGAAUUCCGUGUUUUUGAAGCUCAUAUACCAAGUGUCACUUAUUGCAAGUAUUCUGAACAAACAUGCUUGAAGUCUGAAGUCAUCACCAUGCCAAUUCUGCUCAAAGAUGAGAUGAGAUCAAAGAUGAGAAAAACCAGCUUGAGAAUUGGACGUUCGAGAUCUAUUCUGCUGCUGGACUGUGCAAUGUGGUGUCCUCUUCCGAUGUGUUAA
This is a messenger RNA of Paramuricea clavata, 537 nucleotides long. The record is from the annotation of a GenBank genome assembly. NCBI's taxonomy places the organism in Eukaryota, Metazoa, Cnidaria, Anthozoa, Malacalcyonacea, Plexauridae.